AUGCCUCUGCAACUGACGAUCGUCUCCAUCGUCAUCCUCCUGGCGUCCUUCUACUUCGGCCGUGCUGUCGCUAUCUCCUCCGCCGCAGUCUCUCCGGCGCCGGACUCUGCCGUUCCGUACUUCCACGAUGACGUCACCAAUCUCUUGGAGCCGAUUCUCACGAACCUCGGCUUUCAGGAGCUGGCUAUGGCGGUUCCGUCUCUCUCCGACGCUUCUUACACUACGUGGAGCGGUCCUUCCACUCUCUUCGCUCCUGACGACGCUUCGAUUCGCGCUUGCACCGCUGCUUCUUGCUCCGUCGCUCGUCUCCUCCGUGAACACAUCGUUCCAGUGUUUUUUAGUCUACGUGGAAUUUCAUUAUUAAUCGGUGAAAACAUUGUUCCAGGUCUAUUCACGCACGAUUACCUGAAAAAACUCGCAUUCGGCACGAAGAUCGAAACGAUGGAUCCAGGUCGGUGCAUAACAAUCACCUCCGCCACCGACGUCCGCACAAACGCCUCCAAAAUCUUCAUCGGCGGCGUGGAGAUAACGCGUCCUGAUCUCUUCAACAACGGCCUCUUAGUCAUCCACGGCAUCCAAGGCUUUCUCGCGCCUCUCUCUCCCUUCUCCUGUAACGUCGAGAGAAUGAAUUCUCUCUCGUUUCCGUAUCAGCCUCAUCAUCAUCAUCCUUCCGCCGCUCCGUUCUAUCUCAUGCGAUUGAUGCUUCGCGACGCGAUGCUAAGGCUUCGAAGCACCGGAUUCAGUGUUUUAUCGCUGGCGAUGAAAGUCAAGUACGCGGAGCUUGUUAGUCUCAACAGUAUGACUGUUUUUGCAAUUGACGAUCAGUCAAUUUUCUCCGGUUCGCAUUCGUAUGUCAGUAGUGUCCGGUUUCAUAUAGUUCCGAACCGGUUGCUUCCGAUUUUCGAUCUCGAGAAGAUUCCGGUAGGGACUGAGUUGCCUACGCUUGAGCAAGGAGAGUCUCUGUUAGUGACCGCUGCUGGCGGGAGAGCAACGCCGAUUCGGAUCAAUUACGUGCGGAUCAAGGUGCCGGAUGUGAUUCGGAACCUGAAGAUCGUUGUUCACAGUGUUUACUUACCGUUUCCGCAUCUUCACAACACGGCUGCUGCUGCUACUGCAGCAUCUGCGCUUUCACCAUACGGAGUUGCUGCAUUUCCUGAGUUCAAUACCACUGAAUCGUGUGCUGCGACUGAGGGAGCUGUUCCAGGCGUUUGUAGUAGCGAGGUGGCACCGACUGCUCAGGUCCAGCCGCAGCCACAGUCACAGCCGCAGCACGAUCAUAUGUUCGACGUGAACGAAGAGCAUCACGGCCUGUGAUGCCGUCUCUGUUUGAGUUAGCUGCUUGUAACUACUAGUGUGUAUGGUUCUUGUUUGUAGAGAUCAUUCUAUCGCUUGAUGCUAUU
Molecule: messenger RNA, 1400 nt
Organism: Daucus carota subsp. sativus
Lineage: Eukaryota; Viridiplantae; Streptophyta; Magnoliopsida; Apiales; Apiaceae
Exons: 2
Coding region: 1-1314 (437 amino acids)
Source: RefSeq, a predicted model, not a curated record